Messenger RNA from Ixodes scapularis (black-legged tick), 2238 nucleotides. RefSeq names its product ATP-binding cassette sub-family D member 3 (gene Pmp70). Gene Ontology annotation, molecular function: long-chain fatty acid transmembrane transporter activity; ABC-type transporter activity; ATP hydrolysis activity. The transcript has 14 exons. NCBI's taxonomy places the organism in Eukaryota, Metazoa, Arthropoda, Arachnida, Ixodida, Ixodidae. Bases 107 to 2098 code for a protein of 663 amino acids. Gene Ontology annotation, cellular component: peroxisomal membrane. The record is from RefSeq and is a predicted model, not a curated record. Gene Ontology annotation, biological process: fatty acid beta-oxidation; long-chain fatty acid import into peroxisome; very long-chain fatty acid catabolic process.
GUGCGGGCAAGAACUCGCAGUGUCGGCGGUUUCUCUCGACGUCGUGCGCGCCCCAAGUCAAGGCGGUGCAGGCGGAGCGCGUCGGACCAUCAGCUGACGCACAAACAUGGCGCCGUCCUUAAGCAAGUUCAUUCCUCCGCGCAAGCCGGUGAUUGUGGCCGGUGCGGUAGCCGUGGUCUACUUGUGGUCCUACCUGCGGUUCCUACGGAAACAGAAAAAGAGUAAAGAGCUCGCUGCUGCCGCGUUAGUCUACGAUAAGAAAGAUGCCAAAAGGGAGAAAGCACACGUCGAUCGAGAGUUCUUCAGACAGCUCAAAGACCUGAUCAAAGUCGUGGUGCCCGGAAUACUAACGCCCGAGUUCGGCUACAUGCUCCUUGUGGCGGGUUCCUUGGUGGGCCGUACCCUGUGUGACAUCUGGCUGAUCAGGAAUGGCACCAUCAUAGAACGGGCCAUCAUCUCCAGGAACUUUGCUCUGUUCCGGAGCACUUUACAGGCCUUCGUCUUCACAAUGCCCAUGUUGUCGCUCGUCAAUAACGUCCUGAAGUAUGGGUUGAGCGAACUCCGGCUGCGGUUCCGGUCGCGACUGCACCAGGCCUUGUACAAGGAGUACCUGAACGGCAUCACCUACUACCGCAUGAGCAACCUGGACAACCGGAUCGCAAACCCAGAUCAGCUUCUGACGCAGGACGUGGAAAAGUUCUGCAGCUGCCUGACGGACCUGUACUCCAACCUGAGCAAGCCCAUGCUGGACAUCAUCCUGUACGUGCGGUGGCUGUCACUGGCCAUCGGGCAGGAGGCCCCCGGGGCCAUGCUGCUCUACUUGCUGUUUGCGGGCAUCAUCCUGACGCGGAUGAGACGCCCCGUCGGCCGCAUGACCAUGCAGGAGCAGAAGCUGGAGGGCGAACUCCGCUACGUCAACUCGCGGCUCAUCACCAACAGCGAGGAGAUUGCCUUCUACCAGGGCAACGAGCGCGAGAGGAUAACCCUGGACAACAGUUUCCGACGGCUGGUGUCGCACCUGAGGGACUUCCUCGAGUACCGCUUCACCCUGGGCAUUGUCGACGACAUCGUGGCCAAGUAUCUGGCGACGGUGGUGGGCUACAUCCUGAUCAGCCGGCCCUUCAUGGGCAGCAAGCAGAUGAGCGUCGACCACAACGUCCGCCUGGAGGAGUACUACAAGAGUGGGCGCAUGCUGGUCAAGCUGGCCGAGGCCGUGGGACGCGUCGUGCUGGCCGGGCGCGAGCUCACCCGCCUCGCCGGCUUCACCGCUAGGGUCUCCCAGCUGCGCUGGGUGCUGAGCGACCUCUCGCGCGGCCACUACGUGCGCUCGAUGCUGGCGGUGGACUCGCAGAGCGCCAAGGAGACCGCGACGACGCCGAGGAGGCGCAUGGAGCUGGUGCCUGGCGCCGGGCGCCUCGUGACCCAGGACAACAUCAUACGGUUCCAGGGGGUCCCCCUGGUGACGCCUAACGGAGACGUCUUGGUGGACGACCUGACCAUCGAGGUCAAGUCCGGGGUCAACGUCCUCGUCUGCGGCCCCAACGGCUGCGGCAAGAGCUCCCUCUUCCGGAUACUGGGCGAGCUGUGGCCGCUGUUCGGGGGCACGCUGGUGAAGCCGGCCAAGGAGAAGCUGUUCUACAUCCCCCAGCGUCCGUACAUGACGCUGGGCACGCUCAGGGACCAGGUGAUCUACCCGGACAGCCACCUGGAGAUGCUGCAGAGGGGCGUCACGGACGAGGACCUGGCGCGCUUCCUCCACCUGGUCCAGCUGGACUACGUGCUGGAGCGGGAGCGCGGCUGGGACACGAUCCAGGACUGGAUGGACAUCCUCAGCGGAGGCGAGAAGCAGCGCAUCGCCAUGGCGCGGUUGUUCUACCGACAGCCCCAGUUUGCAAUCCUCGACGAGUGCACGAGCGCAGUAAGCGUCGACGUCGAGGGCUCCAUGUACCAGUACUGCCGGCAAGCCGGCAUCACCCUGUUUACCGUGUCGCACAGAAAGUCCCUCUGGAAGUACCACGAGUACUGCCUGUACAUGGACGGACGUGGAGGCUACCAGUUCAAGGAAAUCACCCCAGACACAGCAGAAUUUGGCUCCUAGCAGCAGCUACCCUACAGCGAAAGAGACCCAGUGCCUUCAAGGACCGCCUAAACAACAGUCGUCGAGACCGGUGCCAGCCCUGCCACCACUGCGCACACUUCCCACAAUAUAAAUAAAGCGAGGCCACAAUGUCUACACAA